AUGGCUUCCCCGGUGACGAUGUUUAGUCCCGCCACCCUGUGCUGCCUUGAGGAAAACCGAACUCCCUCCUCUUUGGGUUCUCAGGACUUUGUGAGCAGCAGCGAGCGCAUCUGGCUCCCCUUAAAGCAGAAGCCCCUACUGGUGGGGGGUGUGAGUCCCUUUGAGGGUCCGAGGAAAGCUGCCAGGCCCUUCCAGAGGAAUGCACCUCCAGAACGUGCCACGCUGCAUGCAGUUUCACGGGCUGCAGAAGAUGUCAACGUUACUUUUGAAGAUCAACAAAAGAUCAACAAAUUUGCACGGAAUACAAGUAGAAUCACAGAGCUGAAGGAGGAAAUAGAAGUGAAAAAGAAACAACUGCAGAAUCUAGAAGACGCCUGUGAGGACAUCAUGCUUGCGGAUGAUGACUGCUUAAUGAUCCCCUACCAGAUCGGGGACGUUUUCAUCAGCCAUUCUCAAGAAGAAACACAGGAGAUGUUGGAAGAAGCAAAGAAAAAUUUGCAAGAAGAAAUUGACGCCCUAGAAGCCAGAGUGGAAUCCAUUCAGCGGGUGUUAGCAGAUUUGAAAGUCCAGUUAUAUGCGAAAUUCGGAAGCAACAUAAACCUCGAAGCUGACGACAGUUAAACAUUUUAUAAUACUUUUUUUUAAUUUGUUUAAUAAACUUGAAUAUUGUUUAAAAUGAUAAUUUCCCUUCUUCAAAUGAUAUGGAAAUCAAAACUUUCUUUUUUUAAAAUUUUCAUUUAUUUAAUGGAAACUUGCCUAUUUUCACAUGUCUUGCUUAUUUAUUUUAUAUUUUUAAAAGAAGACAGUAUUCAUCUAUGUAUUUUGCAUAACGAUUCUAUCAAGUGUAGGGGCUUUAUGUCAUGUUAUUAAAAUUGGUAAAGCAACCUC
Suricata suricatta (meerkat) is the source of this 888-nucleotide messenger RNA. RefSeq names its product prefoldin subunit 4 (gene PFDN4). The record is from RefSeq and is a predicted model, not a curated record. Bases 1 to 621 code for a protein of 206 amino acids. Gene Ontology annotation, cellular component: cytoplasm; prefoldin complex. Gene Ontology annotation, biological process: protein folding. Lineage: Eukaryota; Metazoa; Chordata; Mammalia; Carnivora; Herpestidae. The transcript has 5 exons.